Otolemur garnettii (small-eared galago) is the source of this 1035-nucleotide messenger RNA. RefSeq names its product olfactory receptor 2S2. Gene Ontology annotation, molecular function: G protein-coupled receptor activity; olfactory receptor activity. Lineage: Eukaryota; Metazoa; Chordata; Mammalia; Primates; Galagidae. The record is from RefSeq and is a predicted model, not a curated record. Gene Ontology annotation, cellular component: membrane. Gene Ontology annotation, biological process: G protein-coupled receptor signaling pathway. The transcript has a single exon. The coding region runs from base 51 to 1010 and encodes 319 amino acids.
GAAAGUGUGAUGUGCUGCUUCUACUUUGCUGAUGACAGCUGGAACACCAUAUGGAAAAGGCCAAUCAGUCCUCCCCUGUGAUGGGCUUCAUUCUCCUGGGCCUCUCUGCCCACCCAAAGCUGGAGAAAAUAUUCUUUGCACUCGUCCUGUCGAUCUACCUGGCAGUCCUGCUGGGCAAUGGGGUCCUCAUCCUGGUGACCAUCCUGGACUCCCGCCUGCACACGCCCAUGUACUUCUUCCUGGGGAAUCUCUCCUUCCUGGACAUCUGCUACACAACUUCCUCAUUCCCUCUGGUCCUGGACGGCUUACUGACUCCCAGGAAAACCAUCUCCUUCUCAGGCUGUGCUGUGCAAAUGGCACUCUCCUUUGCCAUGGCAGGGACGGAGUGCCUGCUCCUGGGCAUGAUGGCGUUUGAUCGCUAUGUGGCCAUCUGUAAUCCCCUUAGGUACUCUGUGGUCAUGAGCAAGGCUGCCUACGUGCCCAUGGUCAUCAGCUCCUGGGCUAUUGGUGGUGUCACUUCAGUGGUAAACACAUCCUUAGCAAUGCAGCUGCCCUUCUGUGGGGACAAUGUCAUCAACCACUUCACCUGUGAGAUCUUGGCUAUCCUGAAGUUGGCCUGUACUGACAUCUCCAUUAAUGUGAUCAUCACAGAGGUGUCCAAUGUGAUUUUACUGGGGGUCCCAGUCCUGUUCAUCUCUGUCUCCUAUGUGUUCAUCAUUGCCACCAUCCUGAGGAUCUCCUCAGCUGAGGGGAGGAAAAAGGCCUUCUCCACCUGCUCUGCCCACCUCACGGUGGUGAUCAUCUUCUAUGGGACCUUAUUCUUCAUGUAUGGGAAGCCCAAAUCUAAGGACUCCAUGGGGGCUGAAAAACAGGAUCUUUCCGAUAAACUCAUCCCCUUCUUCUACGGGGGGGUGACCCCCAUGCUGAACCCCAUCAUCUAUAGUCUGAGGAACAAGGAUGUGAAGGCUGCUGUGAGGAACUUGGUGAAUCCUAAGUGCUUCACGCAGUGAUGGUGGAGGCAUCCUCUGUGGUUGC